UGGUCUGCCUCCUCAAUCAGUUUAGCACAAUGAAAGCUGCCCGUUACUCUGCAGCGAAAGAUGAUCCCCCGUCUCACCUUACAUUAUGAUGUUGUAGCGCUUCGUCCGGGGAGGUGAUUUUUGUUUCCGCUGCAGUUUGUGUCAGUGGGAGUGACAGCAGGCAGGCCGAAGCUGUGCACCCAUGAUCAUGCAUCCGAUGCCUGUGUGCGCCGUCAGCGGUGGAGACAUAUUUGACUGUAUACAGAGAGGAAAUAUUGAACAGUGUAUACAGUUCGUGCAAAAUGACCGAUCAGUUCUCAAGCAAAAAGGCUGGGGUGGCUUCAGCCCGCUCCACUACGCUGCCCUCCAUGGGAACCGCGGCCUGGUUGACCUUUUCCUCACUAAUGGAGCUGACCCUAACCUGACGUGUGAUGCAGGACAGACAGCCUUUCAUUUUGCCUGCAGGCAGGGGAACAUCUAUAUCAUACACCAGAUGAUGCAGUAUGGAGCUGAUUUGCGCCUCAUAGACCUGCAGCAGAAAACAUCGCUGCAUCAUGCAGUCAGUGGGGGCAGCAUUGUUGCAGUGCACUAUUUGUGGGAGACAGGAAUGUUCCGGUUCACAGAUACAGAUAUGCACCAGGUGACACCGCUUCACCUGGCUGCAUCCACGGGCAACACAGAGGUGGUCCGGUAUUUGCUCAGAGACCAGAGAUGUGCUGUGGAUGCAGCCGACCAGCAGGGAGCAACAGCGCUUCACGUUGCAGCAGAGAGGGGCGGAGUGGAGGUGUGCUGGACACUGCUGCAGAGAACAGGGUGCGGGAUGCUCUAUGUGAAGAACCACAGCGGCCUCACACCACUGGACCUCAGCAAACAGGGGAAAACAUUUAGACAUCAGCAACUCACCAAGCUACUGAGUCGGUACAUUAAUGAGCCUAUACACCACAAGCCCAGAGAGUCUCAUGUUUUGUAUUACUGGACACUGUUUUUUCCGACCCUGAGCGGGGCUGCCAUCCUGCUCAUAGCAGCCAUGUUGGGAGGCUAUGGGGGGCUAACCUGUGGUUUGCUCUUCCCCUGGCUGGCCAGAAGCAUCUUUACGCAGUACCACCGCAUGACCACAUAUCAAAGGUUACCUAACCCGGUCUACUUGGGAACCCUCAUAGCAGGUUUGUUCCACUCUCUGCUCUGCUUCUAUGGGAAAAUAAUGCCUAGUGUGUGGCCAACCAGUGCUCUGGUCCAGGUGUCCAUGGUCCAUUUCUCCCUAGUGCUCGGUUUGUUCUGUAAGGUUCUAACUCAGGACCCUGGGACACUGCACAGAGCAGAUGCAAACCCUCGGUUCUCCUGUAUCGCUGACCUGGUGGAGAACAACCAGAGCCCUCACAGGUUCUGUCCAUACUGUGAGUUGUUUCAGCCCGACUACACAAAACACUGCAAGUUAUGUGACGUGUGCAUUAAAGACUAUGACCACCACUGCCUUUUCCUCAACCGGUGUGUCGGCCGGGGUAACCACCGCCUCUUCCUCCUCUUCAUUCUCUCCAUGGUGAUUGCCCACAUUCUUUUUGUUUUCACGGCAGCAAAUUCCUUGUAUGACAAGAUGUCUGCGGGCAGUCACAGCUUGUCAUCAUGGCUCACGUUGUUGGGGGAGGAGUUCUGGGUCGUGGUCAUGAUGGUUAUGAAUGCGUUGACACUACUUUGGGAGGUGUGGCUACUGACCGAGCAGUUUGAUGCCGUUGCAACGGGAACGACCACCUACUUCAGACAGUGUGAGAGCUCAGUGCGGCAGAGGUCACUAAUACAGCGAUGGGUUAUCGUGCUGUCGUUUCUGCUGGAGGGUCGCAGACGGGUUGGCAGCGUACAAACAAGAGAGGACAAAACUGCCAUAGACAUUUAAAACUGUCUUGUGUCCGGCUGUUGUUUCAUCGCUCACUUCCUUCCCAGUUUACAGAGUCUUUGGUGUGCACUCAACCUUGUGAUAAUGUCCUUAGAUUCAAUAACUCUCUAAUGCCAUAUAACAUGUUGUACUUGAAUGUAGAAUUUGGUGAUAUCUCAAUAUUCUAUUUUAAUAUACAGUAGGCUGUAGUGUUGAUUCGUCAGCAGUGGCUAGCAGGAUAACUACCACUAAGAGUUUAAAUGUUCAACUAGUUUUUAGAGACCUCACUGAAUACUUUUAAGGUAACAAUGUUCUAAUAAUUAACUUGUUGGUUUACAUUGUUCUGUGUUAAGUGUUGGAUAUUUCCAAAACUGUGUUUUAGCAGGGAAUGCCUCUGAGUGAAAGCUUACAUUCCUAUCUGUUUUUAUAUUCCACAUCAGCGUGCUUUUUUUAACACCAUUGUUCUGAAUAAAAGUGUCAUGAUGUAAAGCAUUGCUCAAAGCUGUGAAGAUUUGUGUACCCAUUUAACAUUAGCAUUAGUAUGAUAAUGGUUAAGAGCAGGUACACUGCAAGACUUUGUUCCUAACAUAAUGACAUUACCUCUCCGACCUGCUCCCAGUCAUUCGGGCCAUGACACUUCCUCUGCUCUCACUAAUGAGACAUGCUCUUUUCAUGCCUUCAAUUAAACAGACUCAUUUCCUUUGUGUCCCUCAGGACCAUAUUUCUCGAUUAUAGAUGAUGUUCCCCACACCCCUCAGAGGCUGGUGUGUCUGGACUAUGUGAGCGGCUACAUCACAUGGUAUUAUUUAGUGUCUACUGAACUGCCUGUCAUGCAUAUGGAGUGGUGUGAGUGCUUUUACUGUACUUCUCCAUCUCUGGGUCAGUGUUAUUGUAUUUAAUGGCUGCCACUUGUCGAUAUUUAAAUAUAUUUUAAGAUGUACUAAUGUAUUUUAUCUUUUUUUGUUUCCAGGAUGAUACCUCAUGUGUGCCGUAAUGUUUUUUAUGCUGUAGGAAAAAUAUGCUUAAUAAAAAACAUCACAGAAAUCUGCCAUUUAA
Messenger RNA from Epinephelus lanceolatus (giant grouper), 2902 nucleotides. RefSeq lists its product as uncharacterized. NCBI's taxonomy places the organism in Eukaryota, Metazoa, Chordata, Actinopteri, Perciformes, Serranidae. The record is from RefSeq and is a predicted model, not a curated record. Gene Ontology annotation, molecular function: protein binding; palmitoyltransferase activity.